This is a messenger RNA of Trichoplusia ni (cabbage looper), 2044 nucleotides long. RefSeq names its product translation factor GUF1 homolog, mitochondrial (gene waw). The record is from RefSeq and is a predicted model, not a curated record. Gene Ontology annotation, molecular function: GTP binding; GTPase activity; mitochondrial ribosome binding. Bases 92 to 2008 code for a protein of 638 amino acids. The transcript is spliced from 11 exons. Gene Ontology annotation, cellular component: mitochondrion. Lineage: Eukaryota; Metazoa; Arthropoda; Insecta; Lepidoptera; Noctuidae. Gene Ontology annotation, biological process: positive regulation of translation.
AAUAUAUAACCUCACUUUGUCCUCUUGGUGUAAUGUUGUUGAUGCAUUUAUGAAUACAUUUUUCAUUUAUCUUUCAUGAAUCGAAUUGAAAAUGGUUAGGCUCAUAAAUAAUAUAAAGAGCCUCUUCUUUACGAACUCUAGUAGAUAUGCAAGAAUCAUAACAAGACGCUUAAACAGCUCCGAUGCCUCAGGACAAAAUAUAGAUGUAAAGAAAAUACGCAACUUUAGUAUAGUAGCUCAUGUCGACCACGGUAAAAGUACACUUGCCGACAGAUUACUGGAAAUCACAGGUACCAUCAAACCAGGCGCGGAGAAUGCUCAAGUACUCGACCAACUGCAAGUAGAAAGAGAAAGAGGUAUAACAGUAAAAGCAGUAACUGCAUCAUUAAAUUAUACUUACAACAAUGAAACAUACCUUCUGAAUCUGAUUGACACUCCGGGACAUGUUGACUUUUCUAAUGAGGUUGUACGCAGUAUAACAGCAUGUCAGGGAGUCAUAAUGCUGGUUGAUGCAAAUGAAGGUAUCCAAGCACAGACAGUAGCAGUCUACUCAUUGGCUAAAAAGAACAACUUACUCAUAAUUCCAACUUUAAACAAAGUGGACCUACCUCGAGCUGACCCAGCAAAAGUAAAAUCACAGUUACACUCACUAUUCAAGAUAGAACCAGAUAGUGUUAUGAGUAUUUCAGCAAAAAGAGGAUGGGGGGUUAAAGAGUUACUAGAAGCCGUUAUCACCAGAAUACCGCCACCGUCAGUAGAUACGAAGGGUCAUUUUCGCGCGCACGUUAUAGAUACGUGGCAUGACAAGUAUAGAGGUGUUCUAUGUCUCAUUUACAUACAUUCUGGUAAGGUUCAAGUAGGUCAAGCUGUGAAGUGGAAGUCGGAUUUGAAACCACACACUGUGAAGUUCCUCGCGAUGUUGCGACCGAGUGAGGACCCCGUCGAAGAGGCUGUAGCUGGACAAGUUGUUAUGGUAGGUUGCGGUCCAAAAGCCGGCGGCAAAGUCGGCGAUCAGCUACUUGCGAAGGAAGUAGGCGAUGAUGAUGAAGGUUCUUCAGCACCUCCAGUGAAGCAUAUGGUGUACGCAGGUAUAUUCCCUGCAGACCAAUCACAGCAUCCGCAACUCAGUGACUCCAUUAAGAAACUGGCUUUGAAUGAUUCAGCGGUGACUGUUACUCCAGAUUCUAGUCCCGCAUUAGGGCAAGGAUGGCGCAUUGGUUUCUUAGGACUCUUGCAUCUGGAAGUGUUCACACAACGUUUACUUCAAGAAUACAAAGCUGAAGCGAUAUUGACUGCGCCUUCGGUGCCUUAUAAAGUUAAGAUAAAAGGGGCUAAAGCAAUCAAACAGUACAAAGGAGAUGAGGUUAUUGUGACGAAUCCUUUACUCUUGCCUGAUGUCAAGAACAUAGAGGAGUACUACGAACCUUUUGUUAUAGGUACAAUAAUAACUCCAGUGGAGUACAUCGGCGCGGUCACAACACUCUGCCACGACAGGCGAGGUACCCCGCUGCCCAGUAACGCGGUAGACGACAAUAUGACCAUGCUGCAAUACGUUCUACCUCUAAGCGAAGUCGUCAUAGAUUUUCACGACACGCUAAAAAGCAUUACCUCUGGUUUCGCCAGUUUCGAUUACCAGGAUUAUGGAUUCCAUCCCAGUGCGUUGGUCAGGAUGGAUAUCCUUCUCAAUGGAAUAUUGGUCGAUGAGCUAUCAACUAUUGUACACACGAGUCGACUAGAAUACAACGCCAGAAGAUUGACGGAAAAACUUAAAGAAAUGAUCCCGAGGCAGAUGGUUCAGGUCGCUAUUCAGGCUGUUGUUGGUGGUAAAGUUUUGGCACGAGAAACUUUAAAAGCAUACCGAAAAGACGUGACUGCUAAACUUUAUGGUGGUGACGUAACGCGUAAAAAGAAGCUCCUAAAGCAGCAAGCAGAAGGAAAAAAGAAAAUGCGCAGUGUUGCCAACAUUAGAAUACCAAGAAAUACCUUUAUAGAUGUAUUAAAGAGAUAGUAAAUAAACGAAUGUUAGUUAUGUAUGGAGUAUGGA